Drosophila takahashii is the source of this 1007-nucleotide messenger RNA. RefSeq lists its product as uncharacterized. Lineage: Eukaryota; Metazoa; Arthropoda; Insecta; Diptera; Drosophilidae. The record is from RefSeq and is a predicted model, not a curated record.
CCCAACUCCCCACAUUCCCAGCGAAUAGUGAAAAGUUCCAGAAAGCCAAGCUCCAGCCAACCUGAAUCAUCGCUGUCUGGGCCAGUAAAUCCAAAUCCAAGAGGCCAAAAACCGAGAAACCCACCAAAACCAAGAACCCGAAGCCAUGGAGAAGAUCUGGAAGAAAGUGUGCGAGCACCACGACGUCCCGGAGCAGGUGGCCAACGAGUGGUUCGCCCGCAUCCAGCAGCACCUGAGCUCCGAGGAUCCCGCUCGCGCCUACCACAACUGGCAGGAGAUGAUGCAGCGCAAGGAGCCGCACCUGGCGGGCGUGGCCAAUCCCAACAUCGUGCUGGCCGCCUUCUUCCAGUACUACCACUUCGACGGCAACCGCAGCUGCGCCGAGCAGAACUGCGAGGUCUUCGAGGAGUUCUGCCAGGACGCCGUCAUCGAGGAUGACCACGCCAAGAGCCUGGUGUGCAAUCUGCUGGGCCGCAAGACCCCCGAGAACCAGUUGACCUGGUGCCACGACGACGAGGCCAACUUGCUGCAGGACGUGGACCUCGUGGUGCUGGCGGCCUCCCCCGAGGAGUACAAGCACUACACCACCCUGCUCCGCUCGGAGUACGCCAAUCUGGACGACGCCACCUACAAGGCCAUGCGCAUCAAGGUGCUGGAGACCCUGCUGAUGAUACCAUCCAUCUAUGCCACCGGGGACUACCACGACAAGUACGAGGAGCUGGCCCGCGCCAACAUACGCAACGAGAUCGGCGAGCUGAAGAAACAGUAGAGUUGGACUACAAGAUCGAAGGAAUGCGACGGGGCUGCUGCUUUGUUUACUGCUAUUGAGUUGUGUACUUACCGGCCGUUUUACCUCGUUUCGACUGCAAGGCAUCUACCUAAUUUUACUCCUAAGUCAAGUUUGUAAUCAAAAUCACUUUCCUAGUUAGUGUGUACGCCUAGAUAUAUACGUAAGCCCUGUAGACUCUCCAGCUCACAAUAAACUUGAUGUAAAUGAUGUACCAAAA